Melanotaenia boesemani (Boeseman's rainbowfish) is the source of this 1656-nucleotide messenger RNA. RefSeq names its product leukocyte receptor cluster (LRC) member 1 (gene leng1). The transcript has 5 exons. The coding region runs from base 300 to 1118 and encodes 272 amino acids. The record is from RefSeq and is a predicted model, not a curated record. Lineage: Eukaryota; Metazoa; Chordata; Actinopteri; Atheriniformes; Melanotaeniidae.
GUUUACUUCCUGUUUGGGUGUACUGCUGGUUCCUGUCGACGACUGCAGACUUUGCUGCAAACUAUCAAGCAAGCUCCUCGUCCAGCAAGUUAAUAGCAUUAUUUAUGCCAAGUUUAAAAUGUCAAACAGAUUAGUUUUUUUUGUGAAGGAACGAAUUAACGUAUCUUUUUUGCUGCAUCACCAACGUAGAGUUAACGUAGGAAUGUAGCAGACUUCGGGUAAAACUAGCUUAAUUUUAAAAGGAGGAAAGUCCAUUUAAUAGAUCAUAAAUUUGGCUUUUAUAUGUCACCAAGGCAACAAUGAACAUCCUACCAAAGAAGAGCUGGCAUGUCCGCAACAAGGACAACAUCGCACGUGUACGAAAGGACGAAGCCCAGGCAGCAGAAGAAGAACGUGAAGCCAAACGUCGCGUGGAGCGUGCAGAACAAGAGGCACGUACUGAGUAUCUGAGAAGAAAAGCCCGAGCUGCCCUCCAGUCAGCAGGAGGAGGAGAUGAUGAUGAUGAUGAAAAAAGGGGAGGAAGCCUGGAGCAUCUCAAUCUUUUUCCUCUGGAGGAGUCUUCAGAGAAGAAAGGAAAUGAGGAGUAUCUCAGGGAGAAGAAAGAAGAAAAGGAGAAACAGGAACGAGCCAUCGGCUUACUCGUGUCUUUAGGACCCCAGCCAGGGUCUGAAGUGACGCCAUGGUACCUGAAGGGCAUUAAAGAAAAAGAAGAGAGGAAAAACACAGAAAAGAAGAAGAGCAUAAGUGAAGAGGAGAGAGAGAAGAAGGACCGUAGACUAAAGGACAGCUUAGAUCCUUUAAAAGAUAUGAAGAAAGUGCUUGGUGUGAAUGACAGAAAGCACAAAAGCAAGAAAAAAGACAAAAGAGACAAAGGUGAAAAAAGGAGCAGUGGAGAGAGCUCCAUAGAAAGUUUACGUGCAGAGCGUUUACAGAGGGAGGCUGAAGAAAGGAGGAGAGCCCAGGCUCUUCUCGACCAGAGGAGUGGCAAAAGGAAGGACCCGGGGAGGGAGAUGAAUGAGAGGGAGAGGCCUUACAACAGCGCCUACUUCCCAGAACUCGCCAGAAAGCGACAAAGGCGGGAUCAGGAGAGCUGGAGAGAUGAGAUUCUGAAAUCUUGAGCUAUUCCUGUUAUUUAAAGACUGAUUUAUAGUGGAUGGUUUACUGGCAGAUUUUGUAUAUAGUGUAUGUUUCCAUAUGAAGCUGAAUUUGGUCAUUCUGAAAACCGUAUCACCAUGAUCGUACCACUUUACGUAUUUUGUUAUUUUCAUGGUUAAGGCUUGUGUUCAGUUGCAGCUCGCUUUGCCCCUGCAGCGUUUCGCUCAUGAGCGCAUCAGCAGGGCAGAUGGUUGACAUCACAGGGGGCGUUAGGCUCAGGCUGGCAGCAAGAAAACACUGUGAACAACUGUUUACAUGGCUUAUAUUAUUUUAAAAAAAAUAUAGAGAUGUCGUUGGUGUGAUAAUAUUACACUGUGCUGAAAGAAAAAAAGGCAAUUUAACCAUAAUUUGAAAAGUACAAAUUGAUAUGCUGUUGUUGGAUAAGAAGCUGAUGGUUAAGUGACUUUCUACGCGCUAAAAAGUCUCUGGUUCCUGCUGCUGAGAUGUGUAAAAUUUAUGUUAUAUUUGUGUCAUAUAUGAAUAAAUAUCUUUUGUUUGGGA